Messenger RNA from Penicillium angulare, 741 nucleotides. RefSeq lists its product as uncharacterized. The transcript is spliced from 2 exons. NCBI's taxonomy places the organism in Eukaryota, Fungi, Ascomycota, Eurotiomycetes, Eurotiales, Aspergillaceae. The record is from RefSeq and is a predicted model, not a curated record. The coding region runs from base 1 to 741 and encodes 246 amino acids.
AUGAGUUACGAUCUAGAUGGGGCGCGCAUUGCGCCGUUGUCUGGUGAUGCAUUCUACAUAUCUGAUUUCGUGUCCGAGGACGAGGAAGCUUGGCUGAUGCAUAAAGUUCAAUCAGCCCCUCUUCCACGCUGGACACACCUCUCCCACCGCCGUCUCCAAACAUGGCCAUCAGCACUCACAAAAACAAACACUCUACUCUCCUCACCCUUACCAUCAUGGCUCACAGAUCCAAUUAUAUCGCCUCGUUUCAAGGAACUAGGCAUAUUCGCCAACGCACCACACAGCACACCAAACCAUGUCUUAGUCAAUGAGUAUCAGCCCGGACAAGGGAUCAUGCCCCACGAAGACGGCGCAGCAUACUACCCACUCGUGGCAACUGUGAGUCUCGGCGCACCAAUAGUCCUGGAUAUAUACGAGAAAAAUCCACGGGAGGGAGCAGAGGAAACGGAUGGGGUUAUGGAUUUUCAUGGCAGACCGCGAUUCCGAAUUCUACAAGAGCGACGAAGCUUGCUGAUUAUGAGGGGUAAGCUGUAUACUGAUUCUUUGCAUGGGAUCGCCGAGAGCACGAGAGAUGAGGAUCUGGGCCCGCAUUCUAUUUGUAAUUGGGAUUUGUUGAGAGAGAAGGCGCCGUAUGAGGGGGGAUGGGUUAUGAGAGAGACAAGGACGAGCUUGACGUAUCGGGAUGUGUUGAAGGUUGCCAAGAUGGGGAAUACAUUGAAGUUUUUGGGUGGUACUAAGUGA